Messenger RNA from Rotaria sordida, 1143 nucleotides. NCBI's taxonomy places the organism in Eukaryota, Metazoa, Rotifera, Eurotatoria, Philodinida, Philodinidae. The record is from the annotation of a GenBank genome assembly.
AUGACUAUACAACGUUAUCUAACAUAUUAUUGUCCACGUAUAUUGACUAGUAGUAAAAAAUAUCGGUUUUUAUCUAUAUUUAUUUUGUCUAUAUUUAUAUUUCUAUUCAUAAUUUAUAAUAUUCAUAUAUCAAUUCAUCAAAAUACUCAACAAUUUGAUGAUUCUAUUUCGUAUAAAAAGUCUUUGAAUUUAUUACAUAAACAAAAAGUUCUUGUACCUGUAUCUAUUAAUCGUUUAUAUGAUUAUCAAGUAGUAUGUACCGGUAAUAGUGGUAUACUUAAUCGAACUAAUUUAAUUCAUCAAAUAUCAACAAUUUGUAAAAUAAAUUUAAAUGGAAGUUUAAAAAUUAAUCUUAAUCCAACAAAUGAUUUUCAAAUACGUUCAUCAUUAACAUUAAAAUAUGUUAAAUUAUGGAAAACAUUCAAUACAUGUUCAAUAUUUGAAAAUGAAACAAUUGCAAUUAUUAUUUCAUAUCGUAAUCGUGAAAAAAAUUUACAAAAUUUAUUAUAUAAUUUAUUACCAUUUUUACAACGACAAAAAAUUUUUAAUUAUAAAAUAUUUAUUAUUGAACAACAAACAUCAGGUGCAUUUAAUAAAGGUCGAUUGUAUAAUAUUGGAUUUUAUCAUAUUAUGAAAAUAUAUAAACCAACAUGUGUUAUUUUUCAUGAUGUUGAUCUUAUUCCAGAAAAUGAUCAAAAUUUAUAUUCAUGUUUAACAUUAACUAAUCAUCCCCUUCAUAUGUCAGCUAAUGUACGUUUUAAAAUAAAUGGUUCAUAUACAACAAUCUAUUCUUUUCUUGUUGGUGGUGUAUUAACAAUUCGACCAGAAACUUUUAUUUUAUUAAAUGGUUAUUCAAAUAGAUAUUUUAAUUGGGGUGGAGAAGACGAUGAUAUGGGUUUAAGAUUUUUAUCCAAAGAUAUUUGUGUUCAACGACCAACAACUGGUUAUUAUUAUGCUGGUUCACAUUCAACUCAAAUACGAAAUGAAAAUCGUUUUAAACUUUUAUUUGAUGCUACUUUAAGACAAGAUAUUGAUGGACUUAAUAAUAUUGAUCAAUUAGCUCGUGUAACAAAUACAUAUGAAUAUCCUCUAGUCACUUGGAUAACAGUGAAAUGGAUUGAUAAAUAUUCGUCUAUUUCAUAA